Capronia coronata CBS 617.96 is the source of this 342-nucleotide messenger RNA. RefSeq lists its product as uncharacterized. The record is from RefSeq and is a predicted model, not a curated record. The coding region runs from base 1 to 342 and encodes 113 amino acids. Lineage: Eukaryota; Fungi; Ascomycota; Eurotiomycetes; Chaetothyriales; Herpotrichiellaceae. The transcript has 4 exons.
AUGGCAUUCUUCUUUGUUGUGGGGACCAAAGACUUCACAAGCCCUUUGAAGGGAUACGAGGGGACCACGGCUCAGUGCCACAACUGCGGAAACUGGUCGGCGCAUCCAAUUUCUAGCUGGGACUGGUUCACAUUUUGUUUCGUACCCGUCAUUCCUCUCGGAAGCAAGCACAAAGAUCUUGCCUGCUCAAUUUGCCGCUUUCGUCAAGACAUACGAAAUCGACCAGACGUCCUUUCACAGCAAGGUCAGGGUCCAGGCCCAGCGAUACCUCCACAUCAACAGGGACCUCCGCUCGGUUGGAACGGCCCUCCUCCUCCUGGACAGCAACCGCGCUAUAAGUGA